Prunus avium (sweet cherry) is the source of this 1731-nucleotide messenger RNA. The record is from RefSeq and is a predicted model, not a curated record. NCBI's taxonomy places the organism in Eukaryota, Viridiplantae, Streptophyta, Magnoliopsida, Rosales, Rosaceae.
UCUCAGCCAAUCUCGCGCUCUCUCUCUCUCAGUGACUCGCACCCUCUUUCGCUCUCUCUCUCUGUCACUCUUACUCUCUCUCAGUUGUCACGCUCUCUUCUUCGAGUUUUCCUCACUUGAUUUUUCCUCACACGAUCUCUCAGUCACCCACUCUCUUUCAUCACUCGUCUCUUUCGCCUCUGCCUCUCAGUUCCUCUUUUUUUUUUUCCAGAUUUUCCUCACUCGAUCUCUCUCAGCUGCUCUCUCUUGCUCUCUCAGUUUGAGAAUCGAUUUUGGGAUCAUAGGAAACGAUUGGCUUGCUCUAGCUUAUCUUUGUAUAUGUGCAAACGGAUAAUGAAGAUAUUGGAAAGCCAGUUUCAGAUUAUUUUGGUAUAAGAGAAAGUAUAAGAGAAAGUUAUGUAAGGCAAUUUAUAAAAAUUUCUCAUAAACCGUUAUAAGAGAAAGUAUGAGCUCUUCCUAGUGAUAGAAACUCAGAAAAUGACAAGACAAAAAUAUUCUGGAAUCAAGAUAACAACCAAGUACAUAAAAUUAUGUAAGGCAAUUUAUAAAAUGUACAUAAAAUGAUCGACAAAAGACAGGAAAAAUCAAAAGAGAGCAAAAGUUGGCCCAAUUUUCUGAAAAUGGAUUUAUUUGGAAUAAAAAAAAAGGAGAGGAAAUUCAGAGCAAAUGUUAGAAGGGGUGAAGAAAGGAUGAGAAAAAGUAUAUAGAAUAUAAACAAAAAAUUAAAAUAGUUUUCAUUUUCCUAACGUGGGCCUUUCAAAUUUUCUGAUGUUUAGCUGACCCAAGCCCAAACUCCAAACUCCACCUUGAACUUUAGCCUACUGACAGUCGUUUGCAACUUUUCUCGUUCGAUAUUUCUCCAUCUCUCAACCUCACGCCACCACUAGCAGGAAAAGCGCGCCUAUUACAGUAGAGUUUCUAGGUAGAAAUAAAUCAUAGCUGGAGAACUGAAGGAAGGCAACUAUGUCGUUCAUGAAAGGAGAUUUACUUACAAGAACCAGAAAGCUGGUGAAGGGCCUGGCCAAGGCUGAGCCUGUUUGGCUCAAAGCCAUGGAACGGGUACCGCCUGUAACAUUUCCUCGAGCAGAUGCAAUUCAGAAAAUCACACUCCCAGAGGAUGUCUACAUAAAGAAGUUUUUCAAAAAGCAUCCAGAUUCCAAACAUGAGGAUGCCAUCAAGUUUUCUGCUUUUGAUCCUCCUCCAGCCCGUAUAUUUGGUUUGAGGGUGCUUGAGUUGAAAGACCAAGGGGUUUCUGAGCAGGAGGCAAUGGCAGUAGCUGAUAUGGAAUACUGUAUGGAGAGAAAAGGAAAGAAAAUGGCAUAUUCUCGCUUGAAGAAAAUUGCACGCCUUCAAGGGAAGAAGCCUCCUCCCAACCCAUAUCCCAGCGCCGUCAAGGAGAUACAAGCUGAGGAAAAGAAGUAUGUUCGCGACCGUUUUUUCAAUCCCAGGAUUAGGCAAAUUUUGAGGAAAUUGCAAGAGGAGCAUGCAGCCGAGAGGCAGGACAGACUCCGAGGGGAAGGAGGUUCCUGAUAACUUAAUGUGCCAUCCUUUAAUAAUAAUUUUGGUUAGUUAGCCUCCCGAGAUUUGUUAUAUUGACUUUAGCUUUUGAUCAGGUAUUAGACAAGUGUGUUGAAAGUAUUCUUUUCAAAUAUUUUUCUUUCGCACCCUUUUCUCGAAGGUUAGAGAAAUGCUAUACAUUUGUGAAAUUGGCAUUAUAUGGAGGUUACACUG